AUGUCUUCUAAUCCUCAAAUCGGGUCAUGGAGAACCCCAGCCGAGGGCCAUCUCACCCCCGAUGCCAACGGAGAUCUUCAAACUGACUAUUCGCGCUGGCGAUUGGUCGAUGAGGAAGGCCGUCAAACAUGGCGGUACCUCGAAUCCGAUGUGGAAAACCAAGAAUGGCCGCAAUCAGUAGCUGAUAAAUAUCAUCUGGGAAUGCCAACGGGUCUUCCAGAUCUGCCAGAGGCCAAAACCCCAUUGGCAGCUGCAGAGAAUGGGCUUUCUUUCUUUUCGCAUCUGCAGCUAGAGCCAGGAAACUGGGCUUGUGAAUAUGGUGGGCCCAUGUUCUUGCUGCCGGGUAUUCUGAUCACUUACUAUGUGACCCAUACCCCUAUUCCCCCUGAGUAUGCCACGGAGAUCAAACGCUAUCUGUUUGCCCGUCAAAACCCUGAGGAUGGUGGAUGGGGUCUGCACAUUGAAGCCCACAGUUCUGUCUUCGGUACUUCUAUGAAUUAUGUAGCUCUGCGCUUGAUUGGUGUCAGUGAGGAGGACCCUCGCAUGAUCAAAGCCCGAGGACUUCUGCAUAAAUUUGGAGGUGCUAUCUACGGACCUCAUUGGGCAAAAUUCUGGCUCAGCAUUCUGGGUGUGAUGGAAUGGGAGGGUGUUAACCCAGUUCCCCCCGAGAUUUGGCUUCUGCCUGAUUGGGUCCCCUUUGCUCCGUGGCGUUGGUGGAUUCAUAUGCGUCAGGUCUUCCUGCCAAUGUCUUAUCUGUGGUCCAAACAGUGGUCUCACCCUCUAGACGAUUUGACAAAACAGCUGCGCGAAGAGCUAUACACCCAACCGUACAGCUCUGUUGAUUUCGCUGCUCAUCGCAAUUCUAUUCAUGAGGCAGAUAACUAUUACCCCAAAACCUGGGUGCUAAAUGCAGCCAAUGAACUACUGGUGCGGGUCUGGAACCCGUACCUUCGCCUCCCCAGUAUUGUCAAGCGAGCUGAGGAUUGGACCUGGGAAUUGAUUCGCAUGGAAGAUGAAAACACCAAAUACGCGGGGCUGGGACCCGUCAACAAUCCGAUGAACAUGGUGGCUUGCUUUAUCCAUGAUGGCCCUGACAGUUACUCUGUCCGUCAACACAGAGAGCGAUUGAAUGACUACAUGUGGGUGAAGGGCGAGGGCAUGCUCGCAAACGGCACAAACGGCGUGCAGGUCUGGGAUACGGCAUUCAUCACUCAGGCGAUUGUCGUUGCUGGCUUCGCUGACGAGCCCAAAUGGCGUCCGAUGUUAACAAAGGCUCUCGAAUUCCUCGAUGACCAUCAGCUUCGAGAGAACGUACCAGACCAAGAGAAAUGCUACCGUCAGCAUCGCAAAGGUGCUUGGCCAUUCAGCACCAAGGACCAAGGCUACACAGUCAGCGACUGCACCGCCGAGGGGCUCCGGUCAACACUCCAGCUCCAAGAGAUGCACAAUUUCCCCAAGCUGGUUUCUGAACAACGAUUGAAGGAUGCAGUUGACUGCCUUCUGCUUAUGCAAAACCCAAGCGGUGGCUUCUCCGAGUACGAAGUUACCCGCGCCUCCCCAAAGGUCGAGUGGCUGAAUGCCGCGGAGGUCUUUGGCGGUAUCAUGAUCAGUUACGACCACCCCGAAUGCACAACAGCAUCCGUCACAGCGCUGUCACUCUUCAGCAAAUUCUACCCUGAAUAUCGCGCCGACGAAAUCCGUGCUGCGAAACAGAAGGCAGUCGCCCAUAUCAAGCAUGUCCAGCGCGCCGAUGGUAGCUGGUAUGGUUCUUGGGGCAUCUGCUUCACUUACGCCGCUCUAUUCGCACUUGAAAGUCUGGCCAGCAUUGGCGAGAAAUAUGAAACGAGUGCUGACUCUCGCCGAGGCUGUGAUUUCCUUAUCGAGAAGCAGCAGGCCGACGGUGGCUGGGGCGAGUCCUAUCUCAGCAGCUCUACCCAUCAGUAUGUCCAGCACGAGAAGUCCCAGGUGUGCCAGACUGCCUGGGCUCUCAUUGGACUCAUGGAGGCAGACUACCCGCACAAAGAGCCAUUGGAGAAGGGCAUCAAGCUGUUGAUGUCGCGCCAGCAAAGCAAUGGAGAGUGGCUGCAGGAGUCGAUCGAGGGUGUAUUCAACCAGUCCUGGUAG
Molecule: messenger RNA, 2124 nt
Organism: Penicillium paradoxum
Lineage: Eukaryota; Fungi; Ascomycota; Eurotiomycetes; Eurotiales; Aspergillaceae
Product: terpene cyclase/mutase family protein
Exons: 3
Coding region: 1-2124 (707 amino acids)
Biological process (GO): triterpenoid biosynthetic process; ergosterol biosynthetic process
Cellular component (GO): lipid droplet
Molecular function (GO): lanosterol synthase activity
Source: RefSeq, a predicted model, not a curated record